CACCCUAUCAGUUCGAUCCAAGACCUCGGCCUCAGCGUCCGAGAGAGAGAGAGAGAGAGGAGGAAGAAGAAGCAAGAAAGUUUAACCAUGUCUGGAAGAGGAAAGGGAGGCAAGGGACUCGGAAAGGGAGGAGCUAAGCGUCAUCGCAAGGUUUUGAGGGAUAACAUUCAAGGUAUCACCAAGCCAGCGAUUCGCCGUCUCGCCCGGCGUGGCGGCGUGAAGCGUAUUAGCGGUCUAAUCUACGAGGAAACCCGUGGGGUGCUCAAGAUCUUCCUUGAGAACGUGAUUCGCGACGCUGUCACCUACACGGAGCACGCUCGCCGCAAGACCGUGACGGCUAUGGAUGUUGUGUACGCCUUGAAGAGGCAGGGCAGGACUCUAUACGGCUUUGGUGGUUAGAGAUUUAGGGAUUUGGGGAAUUUCACGAAUUAGGGUUUUGCAAUUGCUUUCUUGUGCAACUAUUGUUGAUAUGAAAAAGUGAUAAUUCGGCUGGCUGAAAUAUAACAAUCUUCCUUGAUUGUAUGAUUAAAUUUUAAUGCCACACCCUUGCAUUCUUGAA
Messenger RNA from Prosopis cineraria, 559 nucleotides. RefSeq names its product histone H4. The transcript has a single exon. Bases 88 to 399 code for a protein of 103 amino acids. Gene Ontology annotation, cellular component: nucleosome. Gene Ontology annotation, biological process: nucleosome assembly. Gene Ontology annotation, molecular function: protein heterodimerization activity; structural constituent of chromatin; DNA binding. NCBI's taxonomy places the organism in Eukaryota, Viridiplantae, Streptophyta, Magnoliopsida, Fabales, Fabaceae. The record is from RefSeq and is a predicted model, not a curated record.